AUGUGGCGGCGCACUUACCUGCUUCUCGUUCUGAUACGGCUGUGGUUCGCCCUGUCCCCCAGCUACCUACACCCGGACGAGAACUUCCAGGGCCCCGAGGUUAUAGCCGGUCAGAUCUUCAGUUAUCCUGUCCGAAGAACCUGGGAGUUCACAAGCGAGCACCCGAUACGGAGCGUCUUCCCACUAUGGCCCGUCUAUGGGCUGCCGAUGCUACUCCUUCGAUGGUUGUGGAUUGGCAACGGACAUGAUGGCGAAAUUCCGCCCAUCGCUGUGUUUUGGACCUUGCGAGUUCUCAUGUUCCUGAUUAGCUUUGUCUUGGAGGACUGGGCCCUUCACGAACUGAUACCCUCACCGCGACAUCGACGUGUUGCUGUGCUCUUGGUGGCAUCGUCCUUGGAGUUUGGUUUUGAUUCAGCGCAUUGUGGAUACUCGGCUAUCGCGCUGGAUACCGCUUUCUACUCAUCUGAGCCCGUUACUUGGGCCGACUUAAUCUCCAGACCUACCAUCACUCCGCUCAACUUCUUCCUCUAUAACUCGGACACGGCAAAUCUUGCCCAGCAUGGUAUACAUCCGUGGUAUCAACAUGUAGCGGCAAACCUUCCGCAGCUCCUUGGACCUGCAGCUGUUUUGGUCUUUGCUAAGCCUCAUUUGUCGCUGAGACUUUACUCCGCCAUUUCUGGGCUUUUUGUCUUAUCCAUAUUUCCGCAUCAAGAAGCUCGUUUUCUGUUGCCAACCGUGCCCCUGAUUCUAUCAUCAGUCGAGCUGCCCAAGAACAAGACCAUGCUGCGGACUUGGGCAGGAGCAUGGAUCAUCUUCAACCUAUUUUUGGGGGUGCUAAUGGGCAUCUACCACCAAGGCGGUGUCGUUCCCGGCCAGGUCUUUAUGAGCAAGCAACCAGACGCGACCCAGGCCAUUUGGUGGAAGACAUACACCCCCCCGAUAUGGCUCCUCAACGGCAAGAACGAGGUUCUGCAAACAAGGGAUGUCAUGGGUCUAAAGGGCGAUGCAUUGCUCACACAACUGACGGAGCUCGCCACUUGUGACACACCCGCUGAUCGACGUAAUCAAGAGUACCUGAAGGAGAAGAAUGGGACAUACCUUAUUGCGCCAGCUUCAGCAACAUGGCUGGACCCGUAUCUGUCAAACAAGGGAUUGCACGGGUUGCGAUUCCGAGAAGUCUGGCGUUACAGAAAGCAUUUGAACCUGGAUGACCUCGAUUUUGGGGAUGAUGGUAUUUGGAAUACGCUGUCGCGGGUGAUUGGUCGACGGGGCUUGAUUGCGUGGAGGGUAACCAAAAGCUGUCCAAAAACUAAGUAA
Metarhizium acridum CQMa 102 is the source of this 1317-nucleotide messenger RNA. It is a transcript of the gene SMP3, whose product is annotated as alpha 1,2 mannosyltransferase. The record is from RefSeq and is a predicted model, not a curated record. NCBI's taxonomy places the organism in Eukaryota, Fungi, Ascomycota, Sordariomycetes, Hypocreales, Clavicipitaceae.